CGGGAAGCCGUCACCAAUCGCCUUACGGCUAGUUCCAGCAUGGUUGCGAGGGGGGAAGCGUCUUAGUGUUCAGGAGGGGAGGGGGCGCCGCUCCCUCUGCUCGGCGUGGACUCCUCUGUCUCUCUCCUUCGCUCUCGUUUUUACUCAGCCCUUUCGCUCUCAUGCCGUUUUAUUUCAGGAGAGGCCGGAAAGGCCUGUUCAAACAUAUAGCUCAUGGCCUGGUCCCUGCAGCUACCGUAGCUCCUAAACCUGCCGUCCCCCGCACCCCUCCCCCUCGUAGUCCAAACCCUUCUCCAGAAAGGCCCAGGUCUGCUCUAGCAGCAGCUAUUCUUGUGACAACCUUAACUGGGCGAACUGUUGCCAUCCCUCAGCCUCGUCAGCGAUCUUUUUCUGAAAGUGAUGCCAGCUACUUGCAAGAUCAAGAAGACUGUAUUGAACCAUAUGCCACUGUCACUGAGCUCCGAAUGGGUCCAAACUGGAAGAGUGAUGGUGACGAAAGGAGUGCUGUACAAGCUUUGGAAGCAUCUGGGAGUUGUUGUGAGGAUGAGGACAUAGAUACAUAUACUUCUGACACAGAAAAAGAACCAGAUCCAGUCUGCCAGGUUAUUGAUAAAAAAGAAAGCAUUAGUCAUGAGGUUAUAUAUGCUAUGCCACAUAAAAUCAAACAGGAAAAUCUCCCAGUAUCUUCUAGUGCCAACGGUGAAGAAGAUUCUUCUAUCUGCGAACCAAGUUGUCUCAUUCAUCCAAACGUUCAGGUGGAAGAGAUUAAAUACCCUGGAGUGAAGUUUAAGGAACACAACUCAGCUGAAAAUCUCCUGAAUGAAAAACCUCCAUUAUCUUCAGAUGCAGUUCUCCACAGAAAGCAGGAACAGAUGGUUCUCCCUAGAGAGAAGUUCCAGAAAUUAAAAGAACAAAAUUGGUAUCUAAACAAUGCAAACCAGACCUUAUUUUCAGAACUUGAACAGUCAAAGCAGUUAAUGAAGGAACUCCAAUUAAAAAUUAAGCAACUGGAAAAAGAGAAUGGACAAUUUAAAGAAAAACAGAAUUCACACAAUGAAGAGGAAUGUGCAGAAUUGCUUUUGUUAAGACAACAAGCCCAGGAACUAGUGGAUGAAAAUGAUAGUUUGAAAAUGACUGUUCACCGUUUAAAUGCAGAACUGAGUCGUUAUCAAACCAAAUAUAGACCAAUUUCACCCAGUGAGAGUGUAAAGAUUGGAAGUCUGCCAAUGAAAAAGCCAAUACCCCCAUGGCUGCUUGACAUGAAAUAUUUAUCCCCUCUUCUGUUGGCAUAUGAAGACAAAAUGAAAGAAAAGGAAGACUUGAUUCUAGAGUAUGAGGAGAGCAUGAAGAUUUUUAAAGCACAAGUGGAAGAAGUAGUGAAGGAAAAUGAACAGUUGCACCACCAAUUAAGUAAAAAUACUAUUGGUACUUCUAUUAGUACCAAAGAAUGGCAACAUUUGCAAAGCCAAGCCAAACUUGUCUUAGAGGAGAAUACAGUAUUAAUGGAGCAGCUUAAAAUACAAGAAACCAAAAUAAAAGACACCAUCAACCAACAUGUUAAAGAAGUUUCCAAACUGACCAAACAGCUUAUUAUUUUGGAAACUGAAAAACAAAACCAAGAAGUGGAGAUGAAAGAUUGUCAGAAAAAGCUGGAAGAAUUACGCUGUGCAUACAAAAAAUUAAAGGCCAGUGUUAGCAGCUAUGUAACAGCAGAGGAACACAUUGCACUGGAAAAUAAAUUUAAAAACCAAUUGCAGAUGGAACAGGAAAAGAGAGAGAUGGAGACACAGGAGCUAAUGAAAAAACUAGCCUCUGUUCAAGCAGAAGCAAAGGGCCUUCUCCUACAGAAAAAUGACCUGGUGGCAGAAAACAAGGUUCUAGAAGCUGAGCUGGAAAAUGCACAGAAGAUUAAAAGGCGAUCACAGAAGAAGAUAGGUCUUCUGAAGCAUCACUUGGAAGAAUCAAUGGAAAAGGAGAUGGCUGCACACCAGUACCUAGUAAAUAUGAUCAGCUUGGCAGAAAGUAUAACUCAAGAACGUGAUCAACUUUUAAACCUGGCCAGUUCCUUGGAGAAAGAAAAGCACGGCGUUCUCAACAAAAUAAUAGAAGGAAAUGUGCGUCUAGGAAGAUUAGAAGAGAAAGUAAAGGUGUAUAAAAAGACAGCUGCUGGCAAGCUUGGGGACAUCAGCCUCAAAGUGACAGAGCAAGAGAAGGAAUUUGCGGGGAAGACUGCUCAGUACCAACGGGAAAUGAAACACCUCCAGCGGCUGCUGCAAGAGAAGCAGGAAACCCUUGAUGAAGCUCUGCAGCAGAAGAGAGAAAUUGAAGGUGAACUUGAAAUAAUUUGGGAAUCGACCACCAAAGAAAGCAAGAGGAUGAAGGAACUUUUGCAUAAGUCUCUGGAGAAGAAUACACAGAGUUCUGUCAAUGUUCAUGAAUCACAGUUAACUGACAUGUCUCAGAAACUCCUGCUGGGUAAAUACGGUUUUAGCUACUGCGAUGUGGAGCUGUCCUCGCCACCUAAAACUCCGAAUCAACAGGAACCUAAAUAUUAAGGAAACAGAUUCUCUGCUUCCUCCAGGGCAAAAUAGGAUUGAGAGAAGCAAACAUAAAGGGCAACCUGGAACCUAGUCAGAAGCAAAGUAUGAUUUACCAGUUGGGUUUAGAAGUCUGCGUGGCUCUGAUUUUCAUUGUGUGAUAAGGAAUAUUACCUCUAGACCCUUCAAAGCCCAGAGAAUCAUCUUUCAUUCUAAAAAGGAGGUUUUCAGCCUUUAUGAUUACGAAGAAAAUAUAGAUGCAGUACUUCAAAAAGGAAAAGGUAUCUGAAUAAGGCUUCUAAUCAAUAGACAGGGCAGAUUCUGCUUUCAGCACCAACUCUGCAUCGCUUGGUGCUUCUGGAUGGCUAUUUUACCUAGUUGCAAUUCUCUGAACACCUUCCAAGAAUAAGCCCCAUUAAAUAUAGAUAUUUAAUGGAAGCCAGAGUUGAAUGGUAUUGUUAGUGAUGGUACAAUCAAUGUGACCAUUAUUUUUGUAAUGUUACUUUCGAUGUUUUUGUCCUCUGGAAUGGGUAGCAACCAAUACUUCUGUGUAUCGCAGAUGGAAUUGUAGGUAUCUUACAAUCUGGAAAGAAGCUUUUCUAGAUUGUCUUUCUCAGGAAAGGAGAUUAACUCCUUUCCACAGUCUGAAAAAACUAAUUAAAAUAGAGUAUGCAAAUUAUGGGGGAUAUUUGAAAUUUGCGUAUUUUAUUUCUACCAGUUUUCAGAACAUGGCGUCUGGAAUGCCCCCACCUGCAUUUGAUGAAAUGAACUGCAGCUCAGGAAAGCUGCUGCCUUUUAAUAAAAUGUGUUGGCCUAAAAAGGUGCUACCAGAUUCCCCUGAUUCUUGGCUAUCGUAGACUAACGAAGGUUUCCUCCUACAAUGUCCACCUUCUCCAAGUAACAUUUCAUUGAUGCAACCUACAAUCCAUGUUUGUGUGUUUGUAUAAAUGAAAUAAAAUUCAUCAAUGUUGUCAAUAAGCCAUUUAGAUACUUAAACCAAAGAAAAAGGGGACUCAUUCGAAUUGCCCUUACAUAACUCUUUGCACUAUUUAUUAAGCAACUGCAGAUUGGGAGCUGAAAUGGCUGAACUGAGUUUUGAUUUAGCUGAGCUUUUAUAAAGAUAUGGACAAAAAGAAAUGAGUAUGUAAUAUCUGGUCCUUUAUUGAAGAGCUUAAUAGAAUUUCCUGUAUUGUGAAGGUAUGCGUCAUUUCCGCUGGAGACAAUGAAGAUUUAGUUGAUUAUUUUCUUUUUACUUUUCUUUUUUGUAUAAAGUAUGCUUAGAAAUAAAGAAUUGAAAAGUAUAUGCAAUCUAAAGGAAGAACAUGUAACUGUAGAGCAAUAUAGCUACAGUAAUUAGGAGGAAAGAAGGAUAUUUUGAAAUUGAAAGUCUAUAUUUACAAUUCUUUGUAUAUCAUGGGUGGAUUCUGGAGGCAAUUAAAGUAGCCACUGAUAUUUUGAAUGUGUCAAUUACAUAGCUAGGUCAGAUCUAUUUAGAUUUCCAUCAGAAUUGUUAUAUUUCAGGGAUUCUCCUAACAAAAGACAAUCAAAGUGGUUAGUAAAUGUGCAAAACAGGUUGACAAUAUUUAUAUUUUACAAAUGCACAAUACUUAGGUAAAUUGUUUUUUAAACAUUCAGUGUUUUUUAUUAUUGAUAUUAUUGAUAAACUGUUGAAAGCAAUAACUCAUUCCCAGUCUUUUGUAAAUCAUCCAAAUGUCUACUAGUAAUUCCAGGUUUGCCUUCUUUCUAUCCUUUUGUAACAUAUUUCUGCCCUUCAAGUUUAUCAAAUAAUCAACCAUUAUCCAAUAUGAUGAAAAAGAUCAGGGUUUCUGUAGAGAUUUGAAAGGUUGGCUACAAUGCUCCAUGCUCUAGUUCAGUGUUUCUCAACCUUGGCAACUUUAAGACGUGUGGACAUCAACUCCCA
Messenger RNA from Candoia aspera, 4458 nucleotides. RefSeq names its product centrosomal protein 89 (gene CEP89). NCBI's taxonomy places the organism in Eukaryota, Metazoa, Chordata, Lepidosauria, Squamata, Candoiidae. The transcript has 19 exons. The record is from RefSeq and is a predicted model, not a curated record. Bases 162 to 2555 code for a protein of 797 amino acids. Gene Ontology annotation, biological process: cilium assembly; chemical synaptic transmission; mitochondrion organization. Gene Ontology annotation, cellular component: centriole; ciliary transition fiber.